AUGGCCAACGCUCUCAGGCGAAACAUCCAACGCCUCCUUACAGCAGGAGGUGACAUGGCCAUCCCAAUUCUCGUAACGAUUAAUGCUGCAUCGGAUGUAUGCCCCCCCUUAAAAAGUGCCACUAAUUGUGCACUUUUCAUCUUCGAGGAGGUCCAAAAGUUCAAAUCAGACACAAGAGAAUGGACGGAAUUUGGGAAAUGUGUGGUUGUUGUUGUAGCAGAUGUCCUGGCAGCCAUCGAGUCCUAUGACGCUUCAACUGAAGAGGCAAAGCCUUGGCUAGAGAACGUCAAGAAGCUGGAUGCGUGCCAUCGGUCUUCGGUCGCUUGGCUGCCCCAUUUACGUGACACUCGACAGCGCUCUAAAACCGAAAUCGAACCAAUCUUCGGAAAAAUGAGGGGGGCGAUUGAUGGCCUUAAGAAAGUCCUCGACAAAGCUUUAGCAGUAACCCUUCCUCCAUCGUUCUCAACAUUAACGACAGGCGCCAAACUAACAGACAUAGCAAAUAGCCAAGACCGUUUGAAUCGCUGGCUAGAGAGCGAUUCAGUUCUGAGUAAACCGCAAUACCCAACCGUCGCCCACCACGACCCAGCGGCAGCGUGUCAGGAAGGCACCAGAACGGAUCUUAUCGGGCGUAUCAUGACCUGGUGUCGCGACAUGGAGGGCAGCGCGGAUCGGGUGAUGCUGCUGACCGCAGUGGCCGGUGCAGGAAAGACAUCCAUCGCGCAUUCAAUCGCAGAGAAGUGUGCGAGCAAAGGGUCACUGUUAUUGACCUUCUUUUUCAAGGCAGGGGAGCAACCACGACCAGGUCACCUAUUCAGCGGCAUGGCUCGAUCCCUACCUGUUAUCAGCCGGCAGGUGUUUGAGCGCGAUAUCAAGUCGAUAGUUAGAUAUCGUGCUCUGGCCAAGUCAUGGACCCUUAUGUACCUAUUUGGGUGGCCAGCCAGAACAAAAGAGUACAAAGUGGCGCACAACAUGAAGUUAAGAGAAGUCCUUUCCGCUGCCUGA
This is a messenger RNA of Cantharellus anzutake, 1005 nucleotides long. RefSeq lists its product as uncharacterized. The record is from RefSeq and is a predicted model, not a curated record. The transcript has 4 exons. NCBI's taxonomy places the organism in Eukaryota, Fungi, Basidiomycota, Agaricomycetes, Cantharellales, Hydnaceae. Bases 1 to 1005 code for a protein of 334 amino acids.